Molecule: messenger RNA, 836 nt
Organism: Dothidotthia symphoricarpi CBS 119687
Lineage: Eukaryota; Fungi; Ascomycota; Dothideomycetes; Pleosporales; Dothidotthiaceae
Exons: 1
Coding region: 61-768 (235 amino acids)
Source: RefSeq, a predicted model, not a curated record
CCCUUUAUAACUUCAAUACACAAGACGUGCGAAACCAAGUUCACUAACCACUCCAAGAAGAUGUCCGAAUCCACAAAACCCAUCACGAGUCUCUUGCUCAAGCUCCCAUCCGAGCUCCGCCUGCACAUCUACAGUUACUGCAUGCCCCAACCAGCGCUCCUUGCUCGCCCGUCAACUAUCAUAGGCCUAGUAUACAGCUGCAAACUGAUCAGACACGAGCUGGAGUCGGAAAUUAGCAGAGGCAUGAUUCGCCAUAUCACCAACAUAACCGAGAAAUGCCGUCUCGAAGGAGAAGACAUAGUAUACACACCUCCCGACACCCUUCACGGCUGGUUCAACCUUACAAUUUCACGACCCAAGACGCCCAGGAUGUUCCGCAAACAAGACCCUAUUCUUGAAUUCAAGUAUUUGUAUUUCAACGUUUUUACCGUCAUCUUCCACGGCGAUGCUGGAGGGUAUGACAACAAACCCGAAGACUUUCGGUAUGCAGUGCGGCACCUAACCUGGCGAAUCGGGAAGCACCAGAGUACAGACUCGAUACCGGCGAUGAAGAAGUGGGUGGUUGAUUGGAACGCAGAUCCAAACGAACAUGAGCAGAAGGUAGUGGGGUGCGCAAUAAGAGUGUCGUGGGGGUCUGGGUGGAAGCAUCAGCGUUUUCGGCAUGGGAAUGGUGCUGUGACACGGAUGGAGUUUUCUAAGAUUGACAGUCAACUAACAGAUAGUUGGUAUCUCCCUAAAACAUGUUUUCAAUACACCCAUCCCAUAUAAUGUACAGUGUCAAUAAUUUCACAUACGAAUCGGCCACAUAUAUAUAUAGAAAGUCUUUCGCAGAGCGC